AUGUCUGUCAACAAUUUUUGCUUCCCACUCCCCCCAGUCCUAGAAAACGAACGCGUGAAACUGGUGCCUUUUGAUAUCUCCGUACACGCAAAGUUACACGUCGACGCUGCUCCUCCAGCUUCCUUCUACGACUUCCUCCCUAUCGGCCCAUUCACCGACGCACAGGAUCUCAUCACGUCCUUCUGGGAGAAACGAAUCGAACAUGGGCCAGGGGAGACAGGGUUCGCCGUCUACGACAAAUCCAAGCGUGAACACGCCUACGCAGGACUCAUCACAUACAUCAACUCCUCCGCCGAGGACCUGGUCACAGAAAUAGGCUUCGUGAUGAUCCUGCCAG
This is a messenger RNA of Guyanagaster necrorhizus, 337 nucleotides long. RefSeq lists its product as uncharacterized. The record is from RefSeq and is a predicted model, not a curated record. The transcript is spliced from 2 exons. NCBI's taxonomy places the organism in Eukaryota, Fungi, Basidiomycota, Agaricomycetes, Agaricales, Physalacriaceae. The annotation marks the transcript as partial.